AUGGUCUCAACCUUCCCGAUGCAAGCAUUCUACAGAGCGCCGUUAGCGGUCGACACCAACCACGCCCAAAAAUACUUCGAAGAGGAUUCUGCCAGCAUAUUAGACGAGAACAUUCUCGACCACGGCGCACUUGACUCAGCCUUGGAGAUGUCGCCAGUCAUGGCCGACAGCAGGAGAGACUCGUUUGCUGUCUCCUCAUCCCUCUUCUCGCCCAAAACCGAAGAAUGGCAUACCUCAGACAUGCAGUCGGUACCGUCAAACAACCCUUUCUUUGAGCCGCCGCACAGCAACAACCCCUUCAUGCGCCUCGAGCAACACCAGCCGCCAGCCGCCGCAUACGGUACCCAAGGUACAUCAUGGCCCAUGAGCACCUCGGGAACUGCCACUCCUCUCCAAGCCUUCGACGGCCUACCCACCGAGUUCGACUCACAUGCGUCAAUCUUCCAAAGGCCGCCAACUAUGCAAGGCCCAGCAACAUUCGGCAACACUGGCAACCAGAUCGCCAUGUUCCAGCAGCUCGCCCACGCGGACAGCCAAUCCAUUCCCACGUCGCCCCAGAAGAACGACUGGAUCAGCCAGGGCCUCAAGGACCAGGCCAUGGUCAAGAGGCAUCGCCCGGCGGGCGACAUCAUCCGCUCCCACAACGAGCUGCGCAGAGGGGAUGGCAUCCGGAAGAAGAAUGCCCGCUUCGACAUACCCGCCGAGCGGAACCUCAGCAACAUCGACCAUCUGAUUGCGCAGUCAACGGAUGAGCAGGAGAUCAAGGAGCUCAAGCAACAAAAGAGAUUGUUGCGCAACCGGCAGGCAGCUCUCGACUCCAGGCAGCGGAAAAAGCAGCACACGGAGCGGCUUGAAGACGAGAAGAAGCAAUACACCGAAGUCAUCGGCCAGAUGGAGCAGGAGAUGGACACUCUCAAGACCCAGAUGGAGCAGCUCCUCCGGGAGAAGCAGCAGUACACCGAGUACAUCGAGAACCUCAACCUCGAAAAGGAGGACAUGAUCAGCGCUCACACCAUCGAGACGGGCGAGUUGCGGAAGAAGAUCAGCGUCCUGACGAACCACGUCCAGAGGCUCGAGGGCGCGGCCAUGUCUGCAGCACCUCCCGUGCCAACAAAUCCCACGGGCUUCCCUGGCGCCUUCGGCAGCGAGAUGGAAGGUCUCGCAAUGGAUGCGUCCUGGGAUAACCUGCCGCUGUUCGGCGACUUCGCACUGGAGCACCCUGCCGAGGUCAAGCAGGAGAUGCAGGUCAUCUCGGUCAAGAAGCCCGAGGUCCCACUGCCCACCGAUGUGGAGAAGCCCGCCCAACAAGGCGGCCUGCUCUUCAUGCUCUUCCUUGUCGGCGCCUUCGUCCUCUCGAGCCGGUCGACGCCCCCCAUUCCCCGCGUGUCGGAAGACGUUCGCGCCGCCUCGGCCACUCUUCUGGAGAACGUGCUCAAGGACGCUGGUGUCCCUCAAUCGUCAUCGGGUUUGGGGCAGAUGGCCCCUCAGCCGUCCGGUACCGCAUGGGCCAGGGCACCUGCUCCGUCGAUGGCUAUGGGGAGCUCUGACAUGGAGGGUGUUACCUCAUCCAUGCUUGGCGAGCUGACCGACGCCCUCAUCCAACCGACACAAGAACAGACCAACGAACAAGUCUUCUCAAUCUCUGCCGCUCAGUAUAACGGUGUCAACUCCCAGGAUUUCAUGCAGGACGCCCCUGCAGAGCGAUCCACCAGCCAAGGCAGGCGCAACCUGGCCGAGGCCCUCGCUAAUAUGCGCAACAAUAACAAGAACUCGGCUGCCGAGGUCUAUACCCGCUCACUGCUGUGGGACCAGAUCCCGGGCGAUGUUGUCCGGAGAUUUGCGAAGAUGGUGGCGGAGUGCAACACUCAGAGCGGAGGACAGCAGCUAUGCAGUAACGACGGAGAGAUGUGA
Phialemonium atrogriseum is the source of this 1911-nucleotide messenger RNA. RefSeq lists its product as uncharacterized. Gene Ontology annotation, molecular function: DNA-binding transcription factor activity. NCBI's taxonomy places the organism in Eukaryota, Fungi, Ascomycota, Sordariomycetes, Cephalothecales, Cephalothecaceae. The transcript is spliced from 2 exons. The record is from RefSeq and is a predicted model, not a curated record. The coding region runs from base 1 to 1911 and encodes 636 amino acids. Gene Ontology annotation, biological process: regulation of DNA-templated transcription.